This is a messenger RNA of Rhododendron vialii, 1586 nucleotides long. RefSeq names its product nicotianamine aminotransferase 1-like. The record is from RefSeq and is a predicted model, not a curated record. NCBI's taxonomy places the organism in Eukaryota, Viridiplantae, Streptophyta, Magnoliopsida, Ericales, Ericaceae. The transcript has 7 exons. Bases 104 to 1366 code for a protein of 420 amino acids. Gene Ontology annotation, molecular function: pyridoxal phosphate binding; transaminase activity. Gene Ontology annotation, biological process: amino acid metabolic process; biosynthetic process.
UCCUAGUCCCGUGCCGAGAAAUCCGAGAUCUCUAUCUCUCUCUCUCUCCCCUCAAAAAACCAAGAAACUCCGGUAACCCCCACUCACGAAAACUUCCCAAGAAAUGGCGACCGGACCGUCGCCGAAAUGGGAUAUCAGCCAUGCAAACGGAGAGGGGAAAACAGCGUCGGUAAUCACCGUUAGAAGCGUUCUUGAAAAGAUAAUGAAGAACCUCAACGAAUCCGAUACAAGGCCAGUCGUCCCUCUCGGCCACGGCGACCCGUCGGCGUUUCCGUGCUUUCGGACCACCCUUGCGGCCGAGGACGCCAUUGUUGACGCCGUUCGAUCUGCUAAGUUCAACUGCUACGCUCCCGCCGUUGGCAUUGAGCCAGCCAGGAGGUCUAUUGCAGAACAUCUCUCUCGCGAUCUUCCGUAUAAGUUAUCACCGGAUGAUGUUUACCUCACUGCUGGUGCCAAUCAUGCAAUUGAAGUCCUUGUAACAGCCCUGGCUCGCCCCGGUGCCAAUAUAUUACUUCCAAGACCUGGAUAUCCACUAUACGAAGCUCAUGCUUCUUUUAGUCAACUUGAAGUUCGGCACUUUGACCUUCUACCAGAAAAGGGUUGGGAGGUUGAUCUAGAUUCCGUUGAAGCCCUUGCAAAUGAUAGAACUGUUGCCAUGGUCGUCAUUAACCCUGGAAAUCCUUGUGGGAAUGUUCUCACGCUCGAACAUAUGAAGAAGAUAGCAGAGACUGCAAGAAAGCUUGGGAUAUUACUGAUUGCGGACGAAGUUUAUGACCAUCUAGCUUUUGGGAGUAACCCUUUUGUGCCUGUGGGAGUAUGUGGACCAAUCACACCAGUUCUUACAAUUGGUUCUAUGUCAAAGAGAUGGAUUGUUCCAGGAUGGAGACUUGGUUGGAUAGUGACAAAUGAUCCCACCGGCAUCCUUCAAAGAUCUGGGAUUGUCCAGGCCUUGAAGAGCUAUCUCAACAUCACUGCGGACCCUACAACCUUUGUUCAGGGAGCAGUAACUCAGAUUCUCAACAACACAACAGAGGAUUUUUUCUUGAAGAUUAUAAAUACACUCUGUGAAUCUGCAAAUAUCUGUUAUGAUAGACUCAAGGAGAUCCCUUGUAUUACUUGCCCUCACAAAGCGGAAGGAUCUAUGUCUACCAUGGUGAAGCUAAAUCUUCCGUUAUUGGAAGACAUCAGCGAUGAUAUGGAUUUUUGUGUCAAGCUUGCUAAAGAGGAAUCUGUCGUGGUUCUGCCAGGGUUUGUCGUGGGACUAAAGAAUUGGCUCCGCGUAACGUUCUCUGUUGAGCCAUCAUUGCUUGAAGAUGGGCUUGGGAGGAUAAAGGCUUUCUCCUUGAGGCAUGCCAAGAAGAAAUGAGGGUCCCUUUGCCCUUGGGUCACGGUGUUCAGUCACGGUUGAUCCACAAAAUGCAAGUGCACAUUCGAUUUUGCACUAGGUUUAAUGGUGCUAUUCAUGUGGAACCUUUCCCCAACACUUCCUUUUAACUCUAUCUCUGAAACAGUUAUUGGUGCGUGUUUCAUUUGACAAUGGUUUAGCCGGUUACAUUUUCUUCUUUCAUGUUAUUCCUCUCUCUCUC